Messenger RNA from Ostreobium quekettii, 321 nucleotides. NCBI's taxonomy places the organism in Eukaryota, Viridiplantae, Chlorophyta, Ulvophyceae, Bryopsidales, Ostreobiaceae. The record is from the annotation of a GenBank genome assembly.
GCGACGGAUCGGCAGCUGUGGACUUCACUGCUCCGGAUAACCUUGGGACUUUUGUUGUGAGGGCCUACGCCGUCACAGAUACACCUCGCUUUGGCAGUGCGGAAAUGGAGGUCAUCAUUCGGAGGAAGCUGUCGAUCACACCUUCUGCCCCUCGGAUCGUCAGAGUGGGCGACGCCUUUGAGGCGGGCGUCAUCGUCACGAUUUCGGGAGGGAUGGUUUCAAAUGUGCCCAUAACCGUGGACCUGAAAAUCGAGGGCGACUCCCAGGAUCUCCUGUCGCUGACAGUGGAAUCUGAGAAAGAGAUUGUGACAUAUGCUGAUG